Molecule: messenger RNA, 605 nt
Organism: Saccostrea cuccullata (small rock oyster)
Lineage: Eukaryota; Metazoa; Mollusca; Bivalvia; Ostreida; Ostreidae
Exons: 4
Source: RefSeq, a predicted model, not a curated record
UUUGCCGAAAUCAUUGAGAGCAAACGUAACGAUUAACUAUAAAAAUAUAAAAUGUGGCCAAAUUAAGGAGACUGUGUGUGAGAAUUGGUGCAACAUUGAAAUUAGCAUCCAAAACUGUCAGAACCAGAAUAACACUGCACUCAGAUCUUAUUCCGUUCAAUUCAACCUAAAAAGAGACAUGGAUGUAAAUGAGGAUGUGAAACUUCGAAUAGAGGAAUUUUAUCAGGAAGGAAACGUCUCCAGUGCACUAUUUAAUUUAGUUCGCGGUUACUAUGCAAUGGAAGCAAAGCUAUUGGAAUUAAGAAUUGUGGCAAUUACUCCGCAUCCAGGCGGUCGUAAAAAGAGCUCAUAUACAACAAAGCAAAAUAUUGUCGAAGUUUCCGGAAUCGUUGUAAUUGUAACAGCUGAAACCAUCUGCGAGGAGGGAGCUUUCAACUAUUUCGGUAGUUGUGUUUAUUGUCCAUCGGGUACCUACCAGAUUGGUGAUGGAUGUCAGAUGUGUGGACCAGGGUACUUUCAAAAAUUUGUUGGUCAGACAAAUUGUGAACUUUGCCCUCAGGGACAUAUCUCACCUGUCGGAAGCAAUACAAUUCGGAAAUGUUACG